CAAAGCUUGAUUUGUCUCUUUCCAUCACUCCAAUCCACAUAACAUGACUGAAGGUGUGCCAUUUAUUAUGCGCUCAAUUAUUCAAUGUCCUAUAUACAUUAACUUUUCUCUUACCCCCUCCAUGACUGAUCUACAAUGUUCCUACAUCUAACGAUUGUGCUCAGUUGACUUGUCGCCUCCCGCUGUCGCAUACUUUCAAGUUUUAUGGACAUAUCUUCAGCAACAACCCUUCCCCUUUUACAUGACUCCUAGAGUUCCUUUCCCCACUUUAGUCUCAUACCAAUUCUAACAUAGACCGAUCUAGUUACAUUUCUUGUUUCAUUUGCAAGCAACUAAUAAUUAUGUUGCAAUCUUUCUUCAGUAGGACAAAAGAAGCAAAAGAAGAAGGGUACCAAGAUGGCCCUGAGCGACUUCUUGUCAGAUCCCUCCACGGGUUCCUGGGCUGACGAGAUGGAUGAUUUGCCCUCUGCCCCUGCUGCUGUCACUCAAGCUGAUAGUUACCGCACCGGCGGAUUCGGUCAUGAUGACCGCGGUAGCCGUGGCUUCACUAGCCGUGGUGAUACGUCGUCACAACGAUUUGGUGAUAGAGAGGAGAGAGAUAGAGAUAGAGAAUCUCGCUUUCAGUCUCGCCCUCCUGUUGAUCUUCCCACCCGUCCUCCAUAUACUGUCCACAUUGGCAACUUGCCUUUUGAUGUCUCUGAGACGGAUAUCCAGAGCUUCUUUAUGGAGUCAAAUAUCACUAGCGUUCGCAUCAUGAAGGAUUUCGAGGACAGACCUAAGGGAUUUGGUUAUGUCGAAUUUGACAGCUUAGAUUCGUUAAAGAAGGCUUUGGGUAACAGUGGUCAGAGCCUCAAUGGUAGAAACGUCCGCGUCAGCGUUGCUGAGCCUCCUCGUGAACGCGAAGUUCGUGAGGAUCGCACAGCUGGAGAGUGGCGCCGUGCUGAACCUAUUCCUCCUACCAGAACCUUCAGCAACGACCGUGGCGAUCGUGGCGACCGUGGUGACCGUGGUGACCGUGGUGAUCGAGGUGAUCGAGGUGAUCGUGGCGAUCGCGGUGACCGUCGCGAGUUUGGAUCUCGCUUCAACAACUCUGAACGCCCUCCAGACCGUACUAACGUUAGUAGCUGGAGACGUGAGGAACCCCUUCCUUCUAGCGAAACCCGUCCCGGCUGGGAGAAACCUAGAGAAUCCACAUGGCGCUCCUCUCCUGCUUCUGCUCCUGCUCCUGCUACUCGCAAGAAGUUGGAGCUUAAGCCUCGUAGUGCUGAAGCUUCUUCUUCUGCGGCGUCUGAGGCCAAGAGCAACAAAUCAAGCCCUUUCGGUGCUGCCAAGCCUGUUGACAACAAUGAGGCUCUCCGCCGUGUCGAGGAAAAGUUGAAACAGGAGCAGCAGGAGAAGAAGGAAGCUGCUGAGAAGGCCCGCAAGGAGAAGGAAAGCAAGGAGAAGAAAGAUGUCCCUAAACCAAAUAAGGGUUCUCCUGCUGAGAAGUCGACUGAAGUCGAGGCCUAAACGAUGUUUAAUGUUCGUAUUUGUAUGUUCUGUCUUCUCAUUCCAUAUUUAGAAUUUUCGCCUCUCCACACCACCCUGACUCUUGCCCAUCAUUGCCCUUAUGUCAAGUACUUUCACAAUGCAAAAUAAAAAAGGUUCAUACAA
Lobosporangium transversale is the source of this 1653-nucleotide messenger RNA. RefSeq lists its product as hypothetical. Bases 397 to 1509 code for a protein of 370 amino acids. Lineage: Eukaryota; Fungi; Mortierellomycota; Mortierellomycetes; Mortierellales; Mortierellaceae. The record is from RefSeq and is a predicted model, not a curated record. The transcript has 8 exons. Gene Ontology annotation, molecular function: RNA binding.